Messenger RNA from Conger conger (European conger), 978 nucleotides. RefSeq names its product olfactory receptor 1D2-like. Gene Ontology annotation, molecular function: G protein-coupled receptor activity; olfactory receptor activity. Lineage: Eukaryota; Metazoa; Chordata; Actinopteri; Anguilliformes; Congridae. Gene Ontology annotation, cellular component: membrane. Gene Ontology annotation, biological process: G protein-coupled receptor signaling pathway. The coding region runs from base 1 to 978 and encodes 325 amino acids. The record is from RefSeq and is a predicted model, not a curated record. The transcript has a single exon.
AUGGGGGUUUCCAGGACAUCCAACUCGAACGACUCCAUCGUUAGACCAAAAGGAUUUUUCAUGAUCGGAUUUACGUCUUUACAGUUUGCUCAUUUAUAUUUAAUUUUCUUAGCAAUCGUUUACAUUUUAACGGUUUUGUCCAACUCCUUCAUCGUUUAUAUUAUAUGGACAGAUCAUAGGCUGCACGCUCCGAAGUACAUUGCGGUGGCUAAUUUGGGGAUUGUUGAUUUGGUGAUCAGCACAACCAUUAUUCCUGCUAUGAUCAAGAUGUUUCUCGCGAAAGAUAACUUUAUUUCCUACAACGCAUGUUUGACACAGAUGUUUUUUUAUUACUGUUUUGCCUCAUUAGAGUCACUUUCCCUCUGUGUACUUGCUUAUGACAGGUUGAUUGCGAUAUGUUUCCCACUGAGACAUAAUACUCUCAACACUCCCACAAGCAUGAUUAGCAUUUUAGCGAUUGUUUGGUUGUUUUGUGUAGGCGUCAAUGUGUUCUCGACCGCAAUUAUGACAAAACUGUCGUUCUGUGAUUCACUCAAUGUGUACAACUUUUUCUGUGGCUACACGUCGGUGUUCACACUAUCCUGUAAUGACAACAGAUUGCAGUGGGCCACCGCCACUUCUCUUGGUCUAAUUCUUACUUUUGGGCCCCUUAGUUUCAUCGUCUUAUCAUACGUGUGUGUUCUGACAGCUGUGUUUAGAAUGAAAAAUGUGGAGAGUAGGUACAAGGCACUCGCAACUUGUACAGAACAUCUCAUUUUAGUGGCGAUUUUCUACGUGCCGAAUCUGACGCUGUAUAUCAUUGAAUUUUUCUUAUUCCGCGCCGAUCCAGAUGUAAGAAUAAUGAACUUAUCGUUAGCAUCAUGCAUCCCACCCUGUCUGAACCCCAUUGUCUAUUCCCUGGCAACCAAAGAAAUCAAGAGCAGGAUACUCGCUAUGCUCCAGAAAGUCCAGGUAGCAACAUGGGCAGGACAGACCUAA